UUUUGUCAUCAUCACUCUCUAAAACUGUAGACAGAGAGAGAAACUAAAAUUUCAACAGGAAAAAAAAAAAAAAAACUCAUAUUUUGGAAUGGAGUGGAAAAUCCAAUAUUUUUUUACUAGUAUUCAAAGAAAAUGCCACUUACUUUACUAGUAGCAUUACUUUCUCACUAAAGCCCAGAUAUUUUUUCCAUUAUUUUCCUGAGAAAAUUUUAAGUAUUCAACAAUAAACAAAUACCCAGAAAGCCUAGAUACGCAGAAGGUAUGUACAAGAACCAAUUGCAAGAGUUGGCUCAAAGAAGUUGCUUUAAUCUGCCAUCUUAUUCAUGCAUCCGGGAAGGACCUGAUCAUGCUCCUCGGUUUAAAGCUACUGUCAAUUUUAAUGGAGAGACUUUUGAAAGCCCUACCUUUUGCUUUACUUUGAGACAAGCGGAACAUGCUGCAGCUGAAAUAGCUCUAAAUACACUUGCCAACAGAGGCCCUUCCAAAGCAUUGGCUGCAAGAGUUUUGGAUGAAACUGGUGUCUAUAAGAACUUGCUUCAAGAGACUGCUCAUCGAGCGGGCUUAAAUCUUCCAGUCUACACCACUGUUCGAUCUGGACCAGGCCAUGUUCCUAGUUUUUCAUGCAGGGUUGACCUUGGAGGGAUGAGCUUUACAGGGGAACUAGCUAGGUCUAAGAAACAAGCGCAGAAGAAUGCAGCAAUGGCUGCAUGGUCAACCCUGAGAAAACUGUCUCAGCAUGGUUCAUCUUCAUCUUCAUCACCUUCAUCACCUUCAUUGGAGUCUAAAGGAAAAGAAGAACAAGAGCAAGUUGUAAUUGCUCGAUUCCUUUCUUCAUUACGAUCAUCACAAGCAAGGCAGUCUAUGCAAAUUGAUUGUCAGUAUGAAAAGCAGAGAUCAAUUCCUGUUUGUCAAGACCUAACCUCACCAACCCCGAGCUUGUAUUCUAUGCAGGGUCAAAGUUGGGCUUACCCUAGUUUUUCCCCUGAAAUGGCCAUGCCCAUAUACCACAUAUGGCAGCAAGAACAAUUAUUGCAGCUGCAAAACCGCCUGUUUUCAUUUCCCGUUUCUCCGGUUCCUUCAACUGGCCCUCAUAUUGUUCCAUAUAUGCAGUCUAUUUUACGCCCAGAUCAUCAUCUGUCAUUUCAAGCUAGGGACCUAGAACCUAUCCCUACAGCUCCCGGGCUUGCAAUUGCUACCUCCUCAUGCCCUUCACAUUACUCCUCUAAUCAUUCAACUUCACAACCAACCAUGGGUAGGUCUACAGUGACUAUUCAAGAGAUUCAUGAGGAGAUAAAGGACGAAUCAUCCAAAUACUCUCAGCCUGUAGUUAUAGACCCGCCUGUUCCUGGUCAAACUAAUGCUGAAUUGGGUCUCGAGGAAUCAAAACAGGAAGAUCACAAACAGAAGAAUGUUGAGUUGGACAGCAAAGGUGAAAAUGUUCAUAGGAUGUUGGAUACUGGUUCUCGGCCUGUCAACUACCAGUUAGAAGAUCCACAUGCUUUUGAGUCUACUUCUCAUCUUAGACCACGGUAUCCUCCAAGAUCAAGUUCUUAUAGAAAUCCUAGACCACCAUCUUCUGUUGCAGGUUCUGUGAUGAUCAGAACAGUCAGCCCAGUUUCUUCUGUGAGGCCACCCGCGCAAAAGCCAACAACUCAGGUGCCUGUCCCGCCAAGAAUGAGAACUGGAGCUCCAUUUUCAACCAGACCCAGGUUCGAAAGAACAAACCUCGGCGGUAUGCAUCCCAGUUCCAUGGCACCACCUGUUAGAAUAAGAUCAGUUGUACCAGUGUGUUCAGCGCCACCACCAAGAAAAACACCAAGCUUCAACCAUGAGGGAGUGUUGCCCAACAAAGAGAAGAAAGAUGCAGUACCUGAGGAUGUGUCAACUCCCACUUCAGAACUUAAUAAGCUUAGUAUGUAGAUGGAGUACAGUAGUCUAUAGAUAUCACAAGAUGCAUUUUAUUUCUAGCUAUUGCUUCUUUUUUCAUUUUACUAUGGAAAUCAUCACGGCCCGAGAGAGCUCUUUCAUGCUUUUCAUUAAGUAGUUAGAAUCAAUAAAUAAUAGCUUUUUAAAAUCUGUAUAAAACCGAAAUUCAUAUUUUAAGCUUAGUU
This is a messenger RNA of Durio zibethinus, 2111 nucleotides long. RefSeq lists its product as uncharacterized. The record is from RefSeq and is a predicted model, not a curated record. NCBI's taxonomy places the organism in Eukaryota, Viridiplantae, Streptophyta, Magnoliopsida, Malvales, Malvaceae. Gene Ontology annotation, molecular function: double-stranded RNA binding.